This is a messenger RNA of Glycine soja, 1734 nucleotides long. RefSeq names its product vacuolar cation/proton exchanger 3-like. The record is from RefSeq and is a predicted model, not a curated record. Gene Ontology annotation, cellular component: plant-type vacuole membrane. NCBI's taxonomy places the organism in Eukaryota, Viridiplantae, Streptophyta, Magnoliopsida, Fabales, Fabaceae. Gene Ontology annotation, biological process: calcium ion transmembrane transport; intracellular calcium ion homeostasis. Bases 95 to 1405 code for a protein of 436 amino acids. Gene Ontology annotation, molecular function: calcium:proton antiporter activity. The transcript is spliced from 11 exons.
UUAUAGCUACUAUAUAUACAUAUUUUACCUCAUUCACAUCUUCACGAGUGAUAUAAGGAACUAAGAAGUCUUAAUUAAUUUUGGUGCGCUUCAAAUGACACACCACACCAUGGAGGAGGACUUGAACAUCUUGGAGGUUAACACUGAGCCUUGCAACAACAAUGCUAUUACAAGUGCAAAGAUUGCACCACCACAGGGAAAGAACCUUAGUCCAAAUGUAACAAAGAAGUGUCUAUUUCUGGUCACCAAACUUCGCUUCCAAAUGCUCGGCAAUUUCACAACCAAUUUGCGAGAGGUCAUUUUUGGGACUAAGCUUGCAGUGCUUUUUCCUGCUGUCCCUUUAGCUGUUGUUGCAGAUUUUUAUAAACUUGGAAGACCUUGGAUUUUUGCUUUGAGCCUACUUGGACUCACCCCUCUAGCUGAACGUGUCAGCUUCCUUACUGAGCAAAUUGCGUAUUACACUGGCCCCACAGUUGGAGGGCUUCUGAAUGCAACCUGUGGUAAUGCAACUGAGAUGAUCAUAUCUUUGCUAGCACUUCACCAAAACAAAGUAAAUGUUGUGAAGUUCUCUCUGCUGGGAUCUAUUUUCUCAAACCUUCUAUUAGUUCUUGGAAGCUCACUCCUUUGUGGUGGCUUAGCCAACCUUAGGAAGGAACAAAGAUAUGACAGAAAACAGGCAGAUGUAAACUCACUACUUUUGUUGCUGGGGUUGCUAUGCCAUUUGCUGCCAUUACUGCUCAGAUAUGCCUUAGCAGGAGAAUAUCCUUCUAUAGCCACUAGUAAUCUACAAUUGUCAAGAGCAAGCAGCAUUGUUAUGCUUCUAGCAUAUGCUGGAUACAUCUUUUUUCAAUUAAAAACACAUCGACAACUUUUUGAUGCACAAGAGGAAGAUGAAAAUGAAGAUGAAGAGAAGGCUGUGAUAGGAUUUUGGAGUGCAUUUUCUUGGUUGGUCGGUAUGACACUUAUCAUAUCUCUGCUUUCUGAAUAUGUUGUUGCAACCAUUGAGGCUGCUUCAGAUUCUUGGGGCAUUUCUGUUAGCUUCAUUAGCAUAAUUUUGUUACCAAUUGUUGGGAACGCUGCAGAACAUGCUGGCUCAAUCAUAUUUGCUUUCAAGAACAAGUUGGACAUAUCUUUGGGGGUUGCUAUGGGAUCUGCAACCCAAAUUUCUAUGUUUGUGGUUCCAUUUAGUGUGGUUGUUGCAUGGAUAAUGGGUAUAGAAAUGGACUUGGAUUUCAAUCUCCUUGAAACUGGGUGUCUUGCUUUUACAAUUAUUGUUACAGCAUUCACUUUGCAGGAUGGAACUUCACACUACCUGAAAGGAGUGGUUCUUUUCCUGUGUUACAUCAUCAUUGCUGCAUGCUUUUUUGUUCAUAAAACUAGUACUCCACUAAUCAAUCAAGCAUAGAGUAGGGUCAAUUUCUGAGCUAGACCAUAAAUUGGUAUGGAGAGGUGCAUCCCCUUUUAGGUGGAAGCCGUGUCUUUGAAAGUAAUGAAGGCUUGGAGGUCCUCAAGAAAGUCAGAAAACCAUAGAAGAUAGAUUUGAAUGUUUCCCUAUAAUAAGGUAUAUACAGACUACAGUGUGGCAUUUGGGGUUAUUUGAAAACCCUUUUCCUUUCCUUUAAUUAACUUUUCCAUGUUUCCCGCUUACUCCAUAAUGAUACCCAUUUAUUUUUCAUUCAAUGUAGAAAAACAAUAAACAGCAAAUAAAGAAUGUUGCCUUAUUUAUUGCCUUUA